AACGCCUCGACCAAUCGCGACGCGGCACGGCUCGUCCAAUCACGGUACAGCGUGUGUGUAUAAAAGCUGCUGCUUCACCAGAGCUAGCAUGAUCGAGUCAUGGCCUUCCUGUGGAUCCUCUCCUGCCUCGCCUUCGUUGGCGCCGCCUACGGCUGCGGUAGCCCCGCCAUCCAACCCGUCAUCACCGGGUACUCGCGUAUCGUGAACGGUGAGGAGGCUGUCCCUCACUCCUGGCCCUGGCAGGCGUCCCUGCAGGACUACACCGGCUUCCACUUCUGUGGUGGCUCCCUCAUCAACGAGAACUGGGUUGUGACCGCCGCCCACUGCAACGUCAGGACCUCCCACCGCGUGAUCCUCGGCGAGCAUGACCGCUCCUCCAACGCUGAGGACAUCCAGGUCAUGAGGGUCGGCAAGGUCUUCAAGCACCCCAAGUACAACGGCUACACCAUCAACAACGACAUCCUGCUGAUCAAGCUGGCCUCGCCCGCCCAGCUCAACAUGCGCGUCUCACCCGUCUGCGUGGCCGAGAGCACCGACAACUUCCCCGGCGACAUGAGAUGCAUGACCAGCGGCUGGGGUCUGACCCGCUACAACGCUCCCGACACCCCCGCCCUGCUGCAGCAGGCCUCCCUCCCCCUGCUGACCAACGAGAGGUGCCGUCAGUUCUGGGGCAGCAAGAUCACCAGCCUGAUGAUCUGCGCUGGCGCUGCCGGAGCUUCCUCCUGCAUGGGUGACUCUGGUGGCCCCCUGGUCUGCCAGAAGUCUGGCGCCUGGACCCUGGUCGGCAUCGUGUCCUGGGGAAGCGGCACCUGCAGCCCCACCAUGCCUGGCGUGUACGCCCGCGUCACCGAGCUCCGCUCCUGGAUGGACCAGACCAUCGCUGCCAACUGAGCUGCCUCACUUUCAAUCUCAAUAAAAGUCUCAGUCUGAA
Molecule: messenger RNA, 931 nt
Organism: Synchiropus splendidus (mandarinfish)
Lineage: Eukaryota; Metazoa; Chordata; Actinopteri; Syngnathiformes; Callionymidae
Product: chymotrypsin A-like
Exons: 6
Coding region: 100-891 (263 amino acids)
Biological process (GO): proteolysis
Molecular function (GO): serine-type endopeptidase activity
Source: RefSeq, a predicted model, not a curated record